GCUUUUAUUCUUUCCAUUCGCGAUGUCUUUGAGCUCAGAAAGCGGCACGCUUUCUUUCUCCCUCCCUCCCAUUCACUCGAAUGAGAAGGGAUGGGGUCCAUGCGAGAAGCCAAUAGGCUUCCGAGUUCCUUACCAGCAAUACAGCAAAUCCGAUAAGCUGGGUAAAGUAUCGGACUGGACUGGAAACACCUACCAGGAACGUAGGUAUAUGAAUCGUUAUAACUCGCAGUUUGGUGCUGGAGCUACUCUGUUCCAAUACCACCACGAGGAAGAUGAAUCUUCGUUCCAGCUGGUAGACACAACCCGUGUUCAGCGCCCUGGAUACUUGCGAAACAGAGCUCGUUUCCAGCGCACCAACAAUGCUCGCCGGGAUCGCGAGCGCCGCGAGGAAAGGAAGAUGGAGACGUUGUCGAAGGUGCAGAAGGGUCGUGACCGUGACCGUAUGAGGCUGCAGCGUAAAUGGCAGAAGCAGUGGUACGGAAGGCGUUGGAAUGAUCAGCCAAAGACACAGUUGAAGCAACGGCAGGCCAGUGUAGAGAUCCAUCCUGAAUGGAGGUGUGUACACGAGAUCGAGUUCUCACAGCUGUCAAAGCUUCACUUUGAAGUGGAUGCACCAGAGGACCUCAAGCUGUGCGGUUCUCUGGAGUACUACGAUAAGUCGUAUGACAGAGUCACAACCAAGCAUCAGCGUCCCCUCCAGGGUGUGACGAGGGUGUUCCACAAGGUCACAUCAACUGACGACCCCGUUAUCCGAAAGCUAAGCAGCGAAGGCAAUGUGUUUGCCACUGACGCCAUUCUGGCAUGCCUGAUGAGCUGCUCUCGCUCCGUGUACAGUUGGGACAUUAUCGCUCAGCGUGUUGGUAGCAAGCUGUUCUUGGACAAGCGCGACAGUUCACAGUUUGACCUUCUCACCGUGUCGGAGACCGCCACCGAGCCACCACAGGACGAAGGCUCCAGUAUCAAUGCACCCGCUAACUUGGCACUCGAGGCCACGUUCAUCAAUCAGAACUUCUCUCAGCAGGUCUUGAAGCGUGGCGGUGAGCGUCACCAGUUCGACGAGCCCAACCCGUUCGUGACAGAAGACGACGAAGGCGAAGUGGCAUCCGUCGGCUACCGUUACCGAAAGUGGAAGCUCGGAGACGACAUCACACUCGUCGCUCGUUGCGAGCACGAUGCUGUGUCCACAACGAAACCCGGCGGUGAGUUACAGUACAUGAGCAUCAAGACACUCAAUGAAUGGGAUCCGAAGAUAUCCGGUGUUGACUGGCGCCAGAAGCUGGACAACCAGCGCGGUGCCGUGCUAGCAACUGAGCUGAAGAACAACUCAUGUAAGCUUGCUAAGUGGACGCUGUCUGCAUUGCUCGCCGGCUCGGACAUCAUCAAGUUUGGCUAUGCGUCGCGUGUCAGCCCGCGUGAUUCCUCCAAGCACGCCAUCCUUGGCACACAGCAGUUCAACCCGAAUGAAUUCGCCGCCCAGAUCACGCUGGAUAUGUCCAACUGCUGGGGCGUGUUGCGCGUCAUCAUUGAUGCGCUGAUGGGCCUGCAGGGUGGCAAGUAUCUGAUUGUCAAGGAUCCUAACAAGCCCGUGAUGAGAAUCUACAGUAUUCCCCAGAAUACGUUUGAGAGCGACGGAGAUGAGGAUGACGACAGUGAAGAGGAGGAAGAUGAGGAAGAAGAAGAAGAGGCUGCGUAAGCUCUCUCCUGCAGUUGCCUUUCUGAGCAAAGACAAAGACACAUCAAGAACACCAUA
Sycon ciliatum is the source of this 1750-nucleotide messenger RNA. RefSeq names its product eukaryotic translation initiation factor 3 subunit D-like. Gene Ontology annotation, molecular function: translation initiation factor activity. Gene Ontology annotation, cellular component: eukaryotic translation initiation factor 3 complex; cytoplasm. Bases 23 to 1693 code for a protein of 556 amino acids. NCBI's taxonomy places the organism in Eukaryota, Metazoa, Porifera, Calcarea, Leucosolenida, Sycettidae. The record is from RefSeq and is a predicted model, not a curated record. The transcript is spliced from 2 exons. Gene Ontology annotation, biological process: translational initiation.